CUCGCACUCUCUCUAACUCUCUUUUUCUCUCUUUAUUAUGUUCUUAAUUUUUUCAAGUUGCAAUUAUAAAUAAUGUUAUUCUACGACGUGACGCGCUUCCUUCGUCCACGUGUCCUCCCAACCUCUCCGUCUUCGCUCUCAAGAACAGAAUAGAAGCGACGCGAAGCACUCCUCAAUGCCCACUGUGUCUGACAGGGAAAGACCACUACUGUUAGAGGGAGGGCGAGAGAGAGGCUAGAGAGAGAAAGCAAGGAGUCUUCCGUAACCCGGAUGAAUUUUUCUUCUGGGUUUUUGUGGGUGGGCGAUUCUGGUGCGUGAGUGACAUCAUUUCUGCGCGAUUCUUUUGAUUUCUACCCCCGGGACUUCGUUGAUUUUUGAUUGGGAAAAAAAAAAAUUUCCUGCUUUUCGGGUUUUCUGGGAGAUGUACAUAGCUUCCAUGCGAAAAUCUUUCAAGGACUCCUUGAAAGUGCUUGAAGCUGAUAUCCAGCAUGCGAAUACCCUGUGAUUAAUAUUCUUACAAGCUUAUAAACGCUCGAAAAUUCCCCCCAUUUUUUUCAGUUGAUGAUCGAUGAUGAUUGGCUGAGUAAGGGCAUCAGAUUUUCCGAGGGAGUAUGAUGGUGCGUGCCUUCAGAUGAGAAUGUCAUACAGUCCAGCUGCACACCUCUUUCUUUUUUUAGUGCAAUGGACAGACUGUAAUCUUGCAGGAGCUCUUGGGCUGCUAAGAAUCCUAAUUUACAAGGUUUACGUGGAUGGCACAACCACCAUGUCUACGCAUGAAAGAAAAGCAAGUAUCAGAGAAUUCUAUGCGGUCAUAUAUCCAUCUUUAUUGCAACUUCAGAAAGGUGUCACUGACACCGAGGAUAAAAAACAAAAGGCUGUUUGCAUGGAGCGGUAUCGAAGGAGAGAUGAUGAGGAGCAUAAGCAAUCUUCAGAUGUAGACAUUGAAAGAGAUGAAGAAUGUGGUAUAUGCAUGGAGAUGAAUAGUAAGAUUGUGUUGCCCAACUGCAACCAUGCCAUGUGCUCGAAAUGCUACCGUGAAUGGUUUGUUCAUUUUAUAAUGUUACGAUGGCUGUGCGGACAUACACGUAAAGAUAAAAUUCGAAAUGAGCACGUACGCGAAAAAGUGAGGGUAACACCUAUUGAGGAAAAAAUGGUAGAAAAUCGGUUGAGAUGGUUUGGGCAUGUACAAAGAAGACCAAGGGAGGCACCAGUGAGAAGAGUGGAGCAUAUAACUUUGAGUCCGACUAAGAGGGGUAGAGGAAGGCCUAAGAGAACACUUUUGAUAGUUGUUGAACGCGAUCUCUUAAUUAAUAAUAUUCCUAAAAGCUUGAUAAAUGAUAGAGCACAAUGGCGUCUUGCAAUCCAUGUAGCCGACCCCACCUAGUGGGAUAAAGGCUUGUUGUUGUUGUUGUUGUUGUAUAAUUCCUCUUAGGCUCUUACUUCUGCUUGACUGUGAAUUUUUUGAACAAUAAUAACUAGAUAAUGAGAUUGAGGAAGUACUGCAGAAAGUGAUCACGGCUGAUAAGGACAACAUAAGUAGUUGCAUUACUUUUGUUUAUUCUAAAUGUAUUCUGACUAAUUAGCACAUUAGUCCUGCAUAUUGUGAUUUCAGUUGUUAUGGCUAGCAUUAAUAAUUGUAAAAUGGGUGUUAUCUGUAUGUUUCAAUAUUAUCCUCUUGGCUGAUUGGCGCUUGAAUAGAGUAAAUUUUGAAUCUAAUAAUGCUAAUUAUGAAGCUGAGGUCUUGAAGGUGGGAUCAACAGGUGUUUUUUGAAGUAAAGCUUGGGCAUGAAAUCUGAGCAGUUAAGGGGCUUGAAUUCAGUCUUUGGGGGAGGAUGCAUUUUGCAUCUGCUAAAUCUUCUUGGGGGUUUGGGGGGGGGGGGGGUGAAGUUUUAGUUGUUUAUGGAUGGUUGAUUGAUCUGUAUUGUGACUUUUUCAUGGCCUGAUUGUGUUUUUUCCCUGGAGACCUUGGGUGACUUGCCCUGUCAUCAGGCAUUUAAACUUUUUUAAUGCUCAAGGAAAUCGAUUAGAUUCUCUGGAUCAGGGAUGUUUUCACAUCCCAUGUGUUUAGAUUAUUUGUUUUUAGAAAACUAGCCUAAUGGUGAUUAUAGCUUUGCCUAGUAUGAAAUUUAGUGUUUUGGAUGCAUUGAAGGUACAAUCAUUUUUGGGGUUUCUUAACUUUCUGAAAUGAAUAAGGUUUUAUCACUGCAUUGUUGAAAUAAAUAGCAAGAUUUUUUGCCCUAUUCAUGUUUGGAGCUAUUGUGGUGUCUUCAAUCCGAUAAUAUUUGAAUGGUUUCUUGACCAAAGAAACUAGAAGAGAAAACAGUGAAGUACAAGUUCCCUGAGCUUGGCUUAUGCAUAAAACUACUUCUUGGGCAACUUUUAGCCAUUUCUAUUGGAUUCUGUGAUCUUGUCAACUGUCAAGCAAGCAUGCCCCAUGCCGCAUACUUUGGGUUGUAGGGUGUUGCUUCAAUUGUAAGUAUAUGUGUGGACUAGAUGACUAUGCUAAUGCCACAGUUUUUUUGGAGUUUUCUAAGUUCAUCUUAUAAUAUUAAUUAAUAAUUUUGAAGGGAUGAUAAUGAACAGUGUAAUUGAGAUUACUUGUUGCCAAUUAGUCAAAGCAUGGCUUGUGCGCCGAGACAAAUGCAUGUGGUGUUGGCCCCAUUUUGACCCUUAACUGUUUCACAUGUGAGCCAUGCGUUUCUUGAUAAUUUUUUGUGCUUAAACUUGUGGAGUUUUCAGUGAGUCAACUGUUUAUUACGCAGGCUAUUGGUGAUUCAGCUGUUAUAUUGCAUGGGUUAUUAUACGCAUCUUAACAUAUUAUAAGAAACAGUUUUUUGUACAUGUAUCCUUGUUUGUGUUUGUGCGUAUCCCAAAUAUGACUUGUAAGAGUCAGCUGUUAUGUUGCAUGGGUUAUUAUAUGCAUCGUACAGUAUUACAGGAAACAGCAUUUUCUACUUGUUUCUAUGUAUCCCGAAUUUAAUGCACAGAUCUGAACAUUAUGUAUAUUAAUGUGCUAAAACUCAAUGAGAAAUUUAUCUCAAUCUGUCUGAGAUGAAUGACUAUGCUUCAGGGACUGCACUUAUGUAACUGAGUCUCAAUGCAUGUGAUUUUAACUUGGAAGUGGCUGAAAAAUGUGAGCAAUGUGGUAUGGU
Prosopis cineraria is the source of this 3152-nucleotide messenger RNA. RefSeq names its product E3 ubiquitin-protein ligase AIRP2-like. Bases 632 to 1384 code for a protein of 250 amino acids. The transcript has 6 exons. NCBI's taxonomy places the organism in Eukaryota, Viridiplantae, Streptophyta, Magnoliopsida, Fabales, Fabaceae. The record is from RefSeq and is a predicted model, not a curated record. Gene Ontology annotation, biological process: protein ubiquitination. Gene Ontology annotation, molecular function: metal ion binding; ubiquitin protein ligase activity.